Messenger RNA from Chinchilla lanigera (long-tailed chinchilla), 1997 nucleotides. RefSeq names its product acid phosphatase 1, soluble (gene Acp1). The record is from RefSeq and is a predicted model, not a curated record. Lineage: Eukaryota; Metazoa; Chordata; Mammalia; Rodentia; Chinchillidae. Gene Ontology annotation, molecular function: acid phosphatase activity; non-membrane spanning protein tyrosine phosphatase activity. Bases 94 to 570 code for a protein of 158 amino acids. Gene Ontology annotation, cellular component: cytoplasm. The transcript is spliced from 6 exons. Gene Ontology annotation, biological process: protein dephosphorylation.
CGCAGGCGCAGAGGCCGGAGGCUUGCAAUGCGCAUGUGCUGCAUCAGGAUGCGCACAGACGUAGUCUCUGGGCGCCAGUGACCGCGCGGGAACAUGGCCGAGUCCGGGCUGAAGUCGGUGCUGUUCGUGUGUCUGGGUAACAUUUGCCGGUCACCCAUAGCAGAAGCAGUGUUCAGAAAACUUGUAACUGAUCAAAACAUUUCCGAUAACUGGGCCAUUGACAGCGGUGCUGUUUCCGACUGGAACGUGGGCCGGGCUCCAGACCCAAGAGCUGUGAGCUGUCUAAGAAAUCAUGGCAUUAGUACAGACCAUAAAGCAAGACAGGUCACCAAAGAGGACUUCGCAACAUUUGACUACAUACUAUGUAUGGACGAAAGCAAUCUGAGAGAUUUGAAUAGAAAAAGUAAUCAAGUUAAGAACUGCAAAGCUAAAAUUGAACUACUUGGGAGCUAUGAUCCACAAAAACAGCUCAUCAUUGAAGAUCCCUAUUAUGGGAGUGAGUCCGACUUUGAGCUGGUGUACCAGCAAUGUGUCCGGUGUUGCAAAGCCUUCUUGGAGAAGGCCUGCUAGGGCUGGCCAGGCCCCACCGCUAGACCACACUCGUCCCACCCAGCUUCGCCCUCUCCUGUGCCCAAGCCCGAGGCCCCACCUGUUUCUCCAUAGGACUUACCGUUUCCUGUGUUAAAAAUAAUUGUAGAUGCAGAUCUGCUGUAUUGCAGAAGAGUAAAUAAAUAUGCUUGAUUUGAUGUUUCAGGGGUAUAGUACGUUUUCUUAGACUAGUUGAACAUCCCACUUCACCCUACUUAUAGAACAGUGAAAUAAGCAAAUAUAGAACAGCAAGACAGCACAAUGGAGCAAGAAUGACCCAAAGGCCCAGAUCAACCUCUUAGCCCAGGAGGACCUAGACAGUCUCUACUACCUCAAGUGAGUAUGUGGAUGGUGCCCUCUGCUCACCUGUGUACCUCUCCACCUGGGUCCCUACCAGAGUUACAGCAGCCCAUCCGCAGCAUCUCUUCCCCGACAGUAACAGUGUUUUAGCUCAUGCACAUUCAUUGUGCACAUUUGUAUGCAUGUGAUCAAAUAAUGCAGUGAAUGUCUAAACUUUAAAAAAAAAUUACAGUAAAGGACAUAUUACCAUGAAUUCCUCUCAAAAUCUUCUCCUUGCUUUGGACACACUUAUCCCAUUGUUCUUGCCACUUUCUGCAGCAGCUGUAGAGUCCUCUUUCCUGCAUGUCUUCACUUGAGCUGUCCUGGCUGCCUUGAUGCCCCGAAUUCAUUGAAAACAUUGCCCUUUCAUUGUCAUUUUGACUUUAGGAUGAGCCAGAGGUCACACAGUACCAGAUCAGGUAAAUAAGGACACACUCAUGUUUUUAGGAGCUGCCUUUCCAUUGGAUGGUACUUGGCAGCAGCGUUCACUGUAGCUUUGAUCACACUUUGUAAAGACAUGAAAGAGAUUUGCAGAACUGCUUCAGAAAGGGGCAAGAACUUUGGGAUAAGAGUGUUUGAAGCUGUGGAGUAUUUUGGAGGGGAUUCAUGGAAGUAUGUCUUACUGUAAUUUUUUCUUUAAGCAUUCACUGUAUUUUGAUCACACUUCCUAUAUUUAAGAUAGGAAAGAGAUGUUAGUAGAAUUGUUGGUUUAGUAGCUGUUGGUUUUGUCUAGUUUAUGAGGAGGUCUGCUUAUCUGCUGCCACUUAAACCACUGUCCUUUAAAAAUUUAGUUCUGUCCAAAGAGAACAACGCUUGUAAGCAGGUAACUUAUGAGCAGUUGAGGGGUAUGUCUGUUUUAUAUGCACAUGUAAUCUAGAUGUCAAAUACAUAUUGGCUUAGGUAUGAAAAAAGUAACUUAAAAAGUUGAAAGUUUUAUUACAUUUGUAUCCGUAAAUAUUGAUUUGUUAAUAAGAAAGUUAUAGGCAAAUAUAGGUAAUUUCAUUCUCAAAUUCAAAUGGAUAUCAGAAAAGAUGGCUUUCAAAAUAAACUGGGAUGUUAUAAAAGUACAA